Aegilops tauschii subsp. strangulata is the source of this 2214-nucleotide messenger RNA. RefSeq lists its product as uncharacterized. The record is from RefSeq and is a predicted model, not a curated record. Lineage: Eukaryota; Viridiplantae; Streptophyta; Magnoliopsida; Poales; Poaceae. Gene Ontology annotation, molecular function: DNA binding; transposase activity; zinc ion binding. Gene Ontology annotation, biological process: DNA transposition.
AUCGGCCUCUUGGCCUGUUUGUUUCUCAUCCGCGGCGGCGACGGCGCUGCCUCGUUGGACGCCGCCGACGAGAUCAUCGUUUGAUGGAGCCACGUCCUCGGGGCAUUGGCGAGUUUCCGCCGGAUUAUGUUUCAGAAGUUUCUUUGACAAGAGAAGCAGUAGCUUUCAGAUGUGACAAAAGAAACAGCAGCUUUCAGAUGUGACCCUAAUGAUUGCAUCUAUCCGAUAGCUAUGGGAAUGGUUGAAGUAGAAUCAACAUUCUCAUGGGAGUGGUUUCUGACAACAGUAAAAAAUGAUUUGAACAUUGUGAACACUUCUCCAUUCACCAUAAUGAGUGACAAACAGAAGGGCUUAAUAAAUGCUGUUGCAAAAGUGUUCCCAGAUUCAGAACACAGAUUCUGUGUUCGACAUCUAUAUCAAAAUUUUCAUAUGCUUUUCAAAGGUGAAACUUUGAAAAAUGAUCUGUGGGCAAUUGCAAGAUCUACUAAUGAUACAAAGUUCAAAAUGAAUAGAGAAAAGCUGAGAGAGGACAGCCCUAGUGCUUAUGCUUGGUUGGAUGGUAAAGAUCCUACGCAAUGGGUGAAAGCUUUCUUUAGUGUUUUCCCUAAGUGCGAUAUCCUGCUUAACAAUAUGUCAGAAGUGUACAACAGCUACAUAUUAGAAGCAAGAGACUUUCCUGUCAUUUCAAUGAUGGAAUGCAUAAAGAGUAAGAUCACUGCAAGACAUGAGGGCAAACAAAGGCAAGCAGUAAAUAGUUGGAGCGGUAGGAUCUGCCCAAAGAUUAAGAAAAAAUUGGAGAAGGAAAUUGAGUUGUCUGCUAGCUGUUUUCCAAGUCAUUCUGGACUUGGAGUAUUUUCUGUGUUAUCAGGGAACAACACUUAUCUUGUGGAUAUUCAUGCAUGGACCUGUGAUUGCAGGAGAUGGCAACUGAGUGGUAUACCUUGCAGCCACUCAAUUGCAUGCUUUAGAGAAGAGAGGAUAGAUCCAGAAGAUAUGGUCCACAAGUGCUACACCAUAGAGACUUACCUGCAAGCAUAUGGCCACAAUGUAAUGCCUAUGAGAGACAGAGCUCAUUGGGAGCAAGUGGAUGGACCUUUCAUUCAUCCACCAGUGUAUAAGAAGAGGAUGGGAAGGCCACCAAAGAACAGGAAGAAAACACCUGAAGAAAAGCUUCAGAAGGAUGGCAGCAUUGCUCUGAACAAGAAAGGUGUUAGUAUGCAUUGCUCAAUUUGUGGGAAAGCAGAUCACAAUAAAAAGGGGCAUCAGAAGUUCAUGCAGAGAGAGAUGGAGAGGGAAGCGCAAGAGCAAGAAGAUGAAAUAGAAGAUCCUUCAAUUUUAAAUGACAUAAGGCCACAUGUGUUGGACUCAAGGAUGGAUCCUAUGCAUUUGCCUCUUAGCAUGGUUUACAGAAUGAGGGAAGAGGAGAGAGUCCAUGUCUCAAAUGUCAGACCCCUUGGUCCAUUGCCAGAAAUUGCAAGAUUUGUAGCUGAUGCCAGGGACUCCAUUCCUGAGAGAAGAUCAACUACUACUGCUACAACUAGGGGUAGGAUAAGGGGAAAAGGCAAAGCAAGGGCACUUGAUGAGGGAGAAACUAGUGCUUCACGCGGAGGCAAAACUAAGAGGGUGAGAAGAGGAUCAAGCAUUGCUACUGCAGGUCCAAGUAAUGCAGCAAGAGGAGGUACAAGAGGGCCAAGCAAUGCGGCAACAAGGGGUGGAAGAGGUGUUGCAAGAGGACCAAACAAUGCAACAAGAGGAGGUGAAAGAGUUGCUGCAACAUGGCCAACCUAUGCCGCAAGAGGUGGAAGAGGAGGUGCUGCAACAGGUGGAAGAGGAGGUGUUGCAUCAUCUACAUCUGCUGGAAAUGGCUGGUGGCAUCUACUGCUUGGACAAGAUGGAAACACAACAAACAGUGCUAUUCCAGACCUUAAUACAAAUGUGAUUCCAGAACUGAAUACCCAAGAAGUAAUAAAUGUGACCCAGAAUGCACCUAUUGGUCAUGUGGAGUAGGUUGUUAGCAAAGUUCAUGUGUGACUUUUUAAGCCCUUCCUUUUUUUCAUGUGUGAACUUUCUGUCAGAUUUAUCCCUUUUAGGUUUGAUCUUUAAGUAAGUGUUGUGAACUAUCAGUCAGUGUUGCUCUUUCAUUUCAGUCAGUCAAAAUACUGUGAACUUUUAGUAAGUGUUGCUGCAAAUAAAUGACGUACUGUUUGGUGUCCA